AUGACUGAAUACAAAUUGGUAAUUGUUGGUGGUGGUGGUGUCGGUAAAUCUGCUUUGACCAUUCAGUUGAUUCAGAAUCACUUUAUCGAUGAGUACGAUCCAACCAUCGAGGAUUCCUACAGAAAGCAAGUUACCAUCGACGACGAAACCUGUUUGCUCGAUAUCUUGGACACUGCCGGUCAGGAGGAGUACUCUGCCAUGCGUGAUCAAUACAUGAGAACCGGUCAAGGUUUCCUCUGUGUCUAUGCGAUCACUUCGCGUUCGUCGUUCGAUGAGAUCGCCGCUUUCCGUGAACAGAUUCUCAGAGUCAAGGAUAAGGACAGAGUUCCAAUGAUCGUCGUCGGUAACAAGUGCGAUUUGGAGUCGGAACGUCAAGUGACCACCGGUGAAGGUCAAGAUUUGGCCAAGUCAUUCGGAUGUCCAUUCCUCGAGACCUCUGCCAAGAUCCGUGUCAACGUAGAAGAAGGUUUCUACACUUUGGUUCGUGAGAUCAGAAAAGACUUGAAGGGUGACACCAAGCCAGUCAAGGCAAACAAGAAGAAGUCACUCAUGAAGGGAUGUUCACUUCUCUAA
This is a messenger RNA of Heterostelium album PN500, 573 nucleotides long. It is a transcript of the gene rasW, whose product is annotated as Ras GTPase. The record is from RefSeq and is a predicted model, not a curated record. Bases 1 to 573 code for a protein of 190 amino acids. Gene Ontology annotation, molecular function: GDP binding; GTPase activity; GTP binding. The transcript has a single exon. NCBI's taxonomy places the organism in Eukaryota, Evosea, Eumycetozoa, Acytosteliales, Acytosteliaceae. Gene Ontology annotation, cellular component: plasma membrane. Gene Ontology annotation, biological process: Ras protein signal transduction.